AUGGAUGGCGCUGAAGCGUCGUGCUUAUACUCGACCGUCAGCGGCAUGUGCGAUCGCCCUCGUGGCGAUCAUGAAGCCCUGACGAGUAGGAGGGUCGCGGCGGUGAGCGCAGAAGGGCUGGCCGUGAGGCCGUCUGGAGCCGCCGUCGGUGCAGAUCUUGGUGGUAGUAGCAAAUACUCCAGCGAGGCCCUGGAGGACUGA
Messenger RNA from Ceutorhynchus assimilis (cabbage seed weevil), 201 nucleotides. NCBI's taxonomy places the organism in Eukaryota, Metazoa, Arthropoda, Insecta, Coleoptera, Curculionidae. The record is from the annotation of a GenBank genome assembly.